GCAUCUCUUUCCCAAACGCCUCUCUCUCUCUCUCUCUCUCUCUCUUUUCUGGAAGCAUCUAUUUCCCAAACGCCACUCUCUCUCUCUCUCUCUCUCUCUCUCUCAAGCAGCAUGUCUUCCUCUUCUCUCGCUAAUCCUAGUUCCAAUACAUCAGGGAUGAAAGAGACAGAGCUAAACGACCACGAGAACGUUUUACAAAAGCACGUCGAAUUCUUUGACAGAAACAAAGAUGGGAUCAUCUACCCUUGGGAGACUUUCCAAGGGUUUCGUGCCAUCGGGAGUGGUUUGCUGUUGUCUACCUUCGCUUCUCUUUUCAUUAACAUGGGUCUCAGUCGUAAGACGAAUCCGGGAAAAUGGCCAUCUCCCCUUUUCCCGAUCUACGUGAAAAAUAUCAAGCUGGCCAAGCACGGGAGCGACUCUGGAGUCUACGAUGCUGAAGGAAGGUUUGUGCCAUCCAAAUUUGAGGAAAUUUUCCACAAGCAUGCUCUUACUAAUGGUAACGCUCUUACGGCGGAAGAGUUGUCAGCGAUGCUCAAGGCGAAUCGGGAACCGAAGGACUAUAAAGGAUGGAUUGCAGCCUUAAGCGAGUGGAAAAUCCUGCUCCAUCUGUGCAAGGACAAGGAUGGGUUGCUGCACAAGGAGACUGUGAGAGCCGUCUACGACGGAAGCCUCUUCGAACGAAUGGCUAAAGAGAAAGCUUCAAGGAGUAGGACCACCUCGGAGUGAUUGAGAAUUGGACUACUUGCUGAUGAUCUUUGAUGUAUUUAGUUUAUUAAAGUUUUGGUUGUUUGUAAAAGACUUUCGAUAAAAUAUUUGUACAUAAAUUUGGAUGGUGAUGCCUUGGUAUUGAAUGGAGUGAAUGGUUAUUUCUUAUAUA
Magnolia sinica is the source of this 877-nucleotide messenger RNA. RefSeq names its product probable peroxygenase 5. Gene Ontology annotation, molecular function: calcium ion binding; monooxygenase activity. The transcript is spliced from 7 exons. NCBI's taxonomy places the organism in Eukaryota, Viridiplantae, Streptophyta, Magnoliopsida, Magnoliales, Magnoliaceae. The record is from RefSeq and is a predicted model, not a curated record. The coding region runs from base 112 to 726 and encodes 204 amino acids.